AUGCAUCGAAUUUCUGGACUGAUAUGUUUCUGCUAUUUUCUGGUGUGGUUCCAAGCUUUCACCUCUUCGGAACAAAGCUCAAACGUUACAGGGAACAGAACGACGAAUCCAAGAGCACUAAAGCCCGACUCAACUGUCAAAGGCAAACGCCCACCAGGUAAAUUUGAUGUGACCAAUUCCAAAUUCCGACUAUCGAUAAAAUGCCCUGCCAAAAAGAGUUGCAAGGGCCGUUGCACCCUUAACCGUGAAUUCCACAAACCAAAAGAGAACUUAGAAAAGUGUUUCUGUGACCCAUGGUGCGACUCCGUAUUUCAUGACUGUUGCUCAGAUUACGACGAAGAAUGCAAUGCUAGUUUCAUGAAAGAAAACUCUCCUAAAAACGAACUGGACGACUUAUGGAUGUGCACUAAAAUUGACAAAUAUAAGCUUCCCAUCUGGACAAUUGGAAAAUGCAAGCCUACUUGGAAAAAUAAAGAGAUAGCCAAGAAAUGUACGACUCCAAAUGAUUCCGAAAUUUCCACCCUAAUUCCAGUGAUUGAUGAGAACAAUGUGACAUUUCAGAAUAGGCAUUGCGCCAUUUGUAACGAAGUUACUAUAUUCGAGCCGUGGAACUUUACCGUCAAAUGUAGUGCCGAGCCAUCGAGUCGUUACACCGAGGCAGAAUCCUGGCAGUUCACCGACUACUUUUGCCAAAAAGAAUUUCUGAAACGUGAAUUCUCCACUCGCGGAAGACGUUACUGCUACAAUGUGAUUAAGACAUGCAAAAACAAAUCACCUGAUAGAUACAAGAAAUACUGCGCAGAACGCCCGGCAGGAUUAGUUACUGAUCAGUACGGCUAUGAAAACUACAAAAAUUUUGAUUGCCUUUUAUGCAACUUUGGAGACAGGGCUAAUCCAACAUGCGGACCAUCAUUGCUUGGCAGUAUGGGAAAAGAUCCCAUAUUCAUCCCUAGACCAUACAGCGCAAUUUUUUCGAUCUCAACAAAGAACAGUUUCACUUCUCAUUCGCGCUGUCCAACCGCUCAAAUAUACAACGCCCGUUUGGGACGAUGUAACGAGCUUUUUGAAGGAAACAUUAUGCAAAACUCGCAACAGCUGUUACAAAAAUUUGCGGUUGUGUUAAAGUACGACGCGAAUAAAAGCGGAAUGUGCACAUCGGCGAGAGAUAUGGAAAUACGGUUUGGUUACGUCUUUGAACGGCUAUUAAAAGUUAGUCUUAUCGACUUAAACAUGGAGUUUGGUGAUUUGCGAAUACAUAAACAGAAUGAUUCUGGCUUGUUAGUGACGUUUCAGCUUCUGGGCUUAAAACAAGAUUUAGGAAACAGCGAAGACGUCCCGUUUGAAUAUUCAAAGAUCGAGAAGCUUAUUUUCCAUGCUAGUUUCACUAAUGACACGAGUGGCGGAAUCUGUCGGUACUUCUUAACCAAACGCGUUGCAAGAGAAAUGACUUGUGUUCAAAACGUCACUUUCAUCGCAGCGAACAUCUCCACAGAGUUCCCAAACGGAACUUUACGAGUAUCUCUCAACCAAACAACUCAAACCUACUACAAUAAAGGCGAGUUCUUGCAAUACAAUGAAACGUUCUUGGCCAUUUGUAAAGACGUCAAACCAUCGAACUGUUCGUAUUAUGACGUAGUUCAGAACUCAAGUGAUUUCAUCCUGUUUCCCAAUAGGUCAAUCUACAGUCACGUGGCAAACUCGGUUUUUGACUAUGGGGAAUACUCCAUAAUCGAAACCAAGAUUUGGCUGUGCUUGAAGAAUGAUCACGUUUGGAGAGCAAAUAGAAUUCAAGUCCUUUCCACAUCAAUUCACACGACCAUACUAUCUUAUGUGACUUUAGUCAGUCUGACUAUAUCUGUCCUAAGCCUUUGUACUGUUAUGAUAGUUUAUUCAUUGAAUAAAUCGUUGAGGAAUCUGCCAGGUAAAAACCUGAUGCUUUUAUGUGGAACUCUGGCACUCGCUCAGACACUCUGGCUUAUAGAAAGGAACAUGAGUACGUUGUCUGCUUUGUGUACUGCCGCUACAAUCGCCAGCCAUUUUGCAUUCCUUAGUUCGUUCUGUACAUCGGGUUCAAUUGCUCUUCACUCGUAUUUAACAUUCCGUCGUGUAGCAAAUGGGAAACUUUACGACGCGAGUAAUACACGCGAGUUUCUGUGGUAUUGCGCGUACGGUACAGGUCUUCCAGCUUUGUGGGUUGGUAUAUGCUGGACCUUAGAUACAUAUCAAGUAAUUUCACUAAGGAAUGAAACAUCAGACACGUGCUGGCUUGGAAAUUCCGAGGGUUUAAAAAUAGCAUUUCUGUACCCGGCUGCAUUACAGCUUUUCGUGAACGUAACUCUACUUAUGGAAACGCUGAGGCAUAUUCAGAAAUGUAGCAAAGCCAGUCAACAAUUACAGAAGAAAAAUGGAGCUACGAAACAACGCCAUGUGGGGAUCUAUUUACGAAUGUCGACGCUCAUGGGUUUGUCUUGGUUGUUUGGCGCUUUUGUAGCAAUAUUUCCAAGGGUGGUAGCUUUCGAGUAUUUGUUCGUGUUUGGAAAUGGCUUCCAAGGACUUUACAUUGCCCUCGCUUUCUUGUUGACGAAAAAUGUGAAGAAAAUAAUGACUAAAAGGCUCACGCACAGCACUGCAAGAAGUCAUGCUUCGCCAAACAGUGAAAAAACUAAAUGGUAA
Paramuricea clavata is the source of this 2673-nucleotide messenger RNA. The record is from the annotation of a GenBank genome assembly. Lineage: Eukaryota; Metazoa; Cnidaria; Anthozoa; Malacalcyonacea; Plexauridae.